Caenorhabditis elegans is the source of this 1086-nucleotide messenger RNA. It is a transcript of the gene srh-213, whose product is annotated as Serpentine Receptor, class H. Bases 64 to 1056 code for a protein of 330 amino acids. Lineage: Eukaryota; Metazoa; Nematoda; Chromadorea; Rhabditida; Rhabditidae. The transcript has 3 exons. The record is from RefSeq and is marked reviewed.
ACAUAACAGGUGUAAAGUUUGUUCUUUUCAACCGAAAAUCCCUCUCGGUGUUCACUUUCCAAAAUGCCGCACGACUUCUGUACUAGCACUUUCUACCUGUAUACCGCAGAUUUUCAACGUUUAUUUCUCCAUUAUUUUGGUUUUGUGGCGAUCCCGGUGCACGUCUACGGUGCCUAUUGUAUCAUUUUCCAUACCCCAUCGUCCAUGAAAUCCGUGAAGCUGAGCCUCUUGAAUUUUCACUUUUUAAGCUGCUUUUUCGAUUUGGGCCUCAGUUUUUUGACGACACCUUACAUAUUGUUCCCAGCACUAGCUGGUUAUCCAUUGGGUGUGUUGAAGGAUUUUGGAGUGAGGAAUGAGCAUCAGUUGUAUUUUAUGCUUGUUGUUGGAGCUUACAUGCUCGUCACAAUCAUUCUCGUCUUCGAGAACCGUCUACUCAUCCUCAUCCCGACGAGCAAAUGUUGGCGUGUAUUUCGAACUCCGUGGUUCAUCACGCAUUUCAUCGUUGCAACAGUGUUCUUUUUCCCCGCGUACCAAAUGAUCCCCGACCAGCAACUCGCAAAGAACUUUGUGAUAAGCAUAGCCCCAUGCAUUCCACUUUAUGUGAAUGCUGACCUGGUUUUUGUGAUGCUCCUUGAAACUCGAUUUUUCCUCCGAGCAGCUGGUGUUCUAAUUUUGGCGGGGUUCAUGGAGAUUUGGAUAUUUGCAUAUGUUACCGAUAGAUUGCUUGGGCAACAGAUAAAUCGGACAAUGUCGAAGAGGACAGUGGAGUUGCACAAGAAAUUUCAAAAAGCAUUUCUGACCCAGCUAACAAUCCCAAUUCUUAUUCUCAUCCUGCCCAUCAUCUAUAUCGGUGUUUCGUGCCUAGUCUUCUACCACAAUCAGGCAAUCAAUAAUAUUACUGUGAUAAUUGUGUCAUCCCAUGGUUUCUUCUCGACAAUCGUCAUGAUUUACAUACACGCACCGUACCGCGAGUUUACGCUUCGAUGGCUCACGGUUUUGACGCAUGUUCGAUUGGAAAAUCAGAGUUCGGUGGUGCCGAGUAAUAAUAUUACAUAGCUGCUCAAUAAAGUGUGCAUUUAAUUUGAA